Messenger RNA from Parathielavia appendiculata, 839 nucleotides. RefSeq lists its product as uncharacterized. Bases 177 to 740 code for a protein of 187 amino acids. The record is from RefSeq and is a predicted model, not a curated record. The transcript is spliced from 3 exons. Lineage: Eukaryota; Fungi; Ascomycota; Sordariomycetes; Sordariales; Chaetomiaceae.
CGUGAUGCAUCCUCCAAUCAGCCGGAGAUCAUGCUCGAGGACGAGAACGCCUUCGGCUUCAUCCGCCACAACAGUCGUCCCCCAAAGCUGCGGAAAGUCGGCGUCACCGAGAUCAGGGGGCCGUACUACUCCGUCAUGCAGAAGCAGCCAGAAUUAGAAGCACCUGCGACUGUGCGAUGCUUGGAGCGCUCACCCGAGCACGCUGGCUUACCGAGCGCUUGGAUUCGUUGUCAAGACAUAUGUCCGGAUGUGUUUCCGUGAUCGUCAGCAUCAUAAAGAAACUGCCCCAGGACACGAUUGAAGAAUCUACUAUGUUGAAGAGACAAUCUGGGGGCGCUCACAGGGACUGCACUCCGUCGGAGAGCUACACGGUUCAAGACCUCUUGAUUAUACAUAAGGUGAAGGCGCUCGUCCACUUGAAUGAGAAACACUUCAAGAGGUACGCAGCAAAGUCAAGCCUCUGCAGCAGUGCUACUCGAAAUCUCAUUCCGGUACACAGUUUACCUACCGUCCAAGUCCGCUUGCCGGCAGGCCGACAGGACCGGCCUACCCCAAAAAUUGAGAGGAUGAGAGGAGCAGGCCACGUUCUGGCAGUUGGGGGACAUGCCUGUAGUAGAUAUUCCCUUCACUACAACGCCGAUCGCAUUAGGAUCAAAAUGCCAAGUGGGAUAGCCAUCUUUGGAAAGCAUAGUGUGGCUGAUGCAUCUGCCCGACGGUACACAACUUUGUCUCGCCGGUGAAAGAAUCUGAGAGGGGCCGCCUGGCGGAACCGUGGUCUUCAGACAUGGAGACGGUGCGUUGAUCGUAGGGGGUGGAACUCCCAAUCGCUGAGAUCGCUC